Molecule: messenger RNA, 2280 nt
Organism: Sorghum bicolor (sorghum)
Lineage: Eukaryota; Viridiplantae; Streptophyta; Magnoliopsida; Poales; Poaceae
Exons: 8
Coding region: 480-1976 (498 amino acids)
Cellular component (GO): cytoplasm
Source: RefSeq, a predicted model, not a curated record
AAAAAAAUCUGUGAUUGAGGAUAGAUGACUUCAAGGUCCACUAAGCGUGCUCAAGUCAAACUGGCGUGCUUCCUACACCCUGUCCAUGUCCACUGUCCCCCUGACAUCCGGGCCCGCACAUUGGUUUCCCUUCACAGGCUGGUAGCCUGUUCCCACGCAACCCAGGGUCGCAGGCCUUCCUCUUGCAUACGGACAGGGCCCCGUGCGUACAAAUAAGCCAAGCUGGGCGGCCACACGGGCACGAACUUGACACGCGCCUCCUGCCCGCCGCCGGUUGCCGCCGCAGCUCUCACGGCGACGCCGGCACGUCACGGUUCGCCGGUCCGCCCUCGCGCACACUGUUUUUGGUAAGGGGCCAAUAAUCAUGAAAGGCAGGCAAGGCAGUACGCCGAGAAAGCGCUAAGCUUUGGUCACGGGAGAUCGCAAGAACCGCCUAGGACUCUGUCUCUAAGAAGGAGGUUCGUCGUGCCUCGGAUGAGAUGGGCGGCGGCGGAGGAGGCGGCGGGAAGUCCGAGAAGGCGCGGCGUUCGUCGUCGGCGCGGGUGAAGCUGUGGGUAGCGCGCGCCAGCACCGUGCUGCUCUGGACGUGCGUCGUCCACCUCGCGGCCUACCGGGAGCUCUGGGCGCCCAGCGUGCUCACCAGGUGGCCUGGCUGCCUCAACCACCCGCACGUCGUGCAGAAUCCAUCGGAGGAGGUGGCGGUGGCUGUGGCGGACGCCGGCCAGAGGCAGGCAGCGCGCGCCGUGGUGCUUCCACCCAAAAGAAUCUACAAGAACAAUGGCUAUCUGAUGGUCUCCUGCAAUGGUGGGCUUAACCAGAUGCGAGCAGCAAUUUGUGAUAUGGUAACGAUUGCACGGUAUCUGAACGUUACUCUAAUCGUACCAGAGUUGGAUAAAGCUUCAUUUUGGGCUGAUCCCAGUGAUUUUCAAGAUAUAUUUGAUGUGGACUACUUCAUAGCAUCACUAAGAGACGAGGUCCGAAUUCUGAGACAACUGCCUCCAAGGCUUAAAAGAAGAGUGGAAAUGGGAUUUCUUCGGUCCCUGCCACCAGUCAGCUGGUCUGAUAUCACCUAUUACCGUCGUCAGAUUCUACCUCUGAUAAAGAAGUACAAGGUCAUUCACCUAAACAGGACAGAUGCUCGCCUUGCAAAUAAUGGCUUACCCAUGGAAAUUCAGAAACUAAGGUGUCGUGUCAAUUACAAUGCUUUGAGAUUUACCCCUGAAAUAGAAAAUCUGGGCAGACGUUUGGUUCAAGUUCUUCGCCGGAAUGGACCCUUUGUAGUUCUUCACUUACGGUAUGAGAUGGACAUGCUUGCCUUCUCUGGAUGCACACAUGGUUGCAGCAAUAUGGAGGCUGAAGAGCUCACGAAAAUGAGAUAUGCCUACCCAUGGUGGAAGGAGAAAGUGAUUGACUCUGAUGCCAAGAGGAAAGACGGGCUCUGUCCUUUAACACCGGAGGAGACUGCACUGGUGUUGCAGGCACUCGGCAUUGAUCGCAGUUAUCAAAUUUACAUUGCCGCAGGUGAAAUAUAUGGUGGACAAAGAAGAAUGGCUGCUCUUACCUCGGCUUAUCCCAGUGUGGUUAGAAAAGAGACAUUAUUGCCUUCAGAACUCAGUCUUUUCCAGAACCAUUCUUCCCAGAUGGCAGCACUGGAUUAUAUGGUAUCCUUGGAGAGUGAUAUUUUCAUACCCACUUAUGAUGGUAACAUGGCAAAAGUCGUAGAAGGUCAUCGCAGAUACUUGGGAUUCAAGAAGACGGUACUGCUAGAUCGGAGGCAUAUUGUCGAGCUUGUUGAUGAGUACAGAAAUGGCACAUUGAGCUGGACUGAUUUCUCCUCUGCUGUCAUGGCGUCGCAUAUCAGCCGCAUGGGUGAACCGUCUAGGAGGCAGAUGAUUCCGGACAAACCCAAGGAAGAGGAUUACUUCUAUGCGAACCCUCACGAGUGUUUGCCUGUAGAAGAUUUCUCAGCCUUGUGAUACCCGCGGUACAGUGAAUGCGCGGCCUUUCAGAGCUCAGAACCAUAUAUAUAGCACACUCGACAGGAUUGGCAAGGAUUAUGCGUGUUGAGUUGGCAAUAAAAGGAGGCCUCGUUUGUUCUGAUGAACAAGCAUAUGAGAUGAGAUGAGAUGAAGGACCUCCUCCUUCGGUUAGUUAGGUUAGAUACAGAUUCAUGAAAUGAUUCACCGAUUCUUUUUUGUUCAGAAUAAACAGACCUUCUGCUGUUGUCAUUUGUACAGAUGAAUGAAGAUAAUAGAAUUGGGAUUGGUUAAUGUCAUCAAA